Molecule: messenger RNA, 2680 nt
Organism: Bubalus bubalis (water buffalo)
Lineage: Eukaryota; Metazoa; Chordata; Mammalia; Artiodactyla; Bovidae
Gene: TRIM15
Product: tripartite motif containing 15
Exons: 8
Coding region: 787-2172 (461 amino acids)
Molecular function (GO): zinc ion binding; protein binding
Source: RefSeq, a predicted model, not a curated record
GGAAGGGAAGUCGAUACACAAAGUAGCUGGAGUGGAAAGGGAGUGAGACAGGGUGGAGGACUGAUCUCCAGUGGGGUUAUGGGAGGUGUUUUCCUUGGUUUUAUACACAGAUGCAUGUGAGCGGAUGAAGACCCAUGACUGUCUGAUCCCCUUGUCCUGGCUGGGAGUUCAGGAAGGGCACGCGGCUAGAAGCCAAGAGACUUGAGUUGACUUCAGCCUUGCAGCUUUCUAGCUCUGUGACUCAGGAAAGGUCACUUUACCUUUUGCUUUUCAUUUCCUAUAAUCAUCACCUGCCCUCAAGGGCUGUUAUCAGAUUGGAUGUAAUAAUAUGAAAAUACUAAGCCUUAGAUAAAUGUGGUUGAACCUGUUUAUCUUUUUUUUUUAUUAAUUGAGUUUUCUAAAUUGUAUCAACACAGAUCACUUGUGUUAUGCUUUCUUGCCUUCUCCUUGCUGCAGUUAAAAGCUAAAAUGGAAGUACAGAGGAGGGGUCCUGGUGGGCGAUCAUCACACCUGCAGCAUUGAGCAGAGCCCCCGGAACAAUCUCCCGGAAGUGAGCACUCCUACUCCAGCUGGACUUUGCCGCUGUGUGCACACCUCAGGGCCUGAAGUUUAUGGCUCCCACCUGCUCAGCCGGACAGGAAGCAAGGUCUCCUCCCCAACUCUGCCCACCCCACACGGUCAAGGGAAGGAUUCCAGGAAACCCCAUCUCCCUGUGACCUCAUGGGAAAGAGGGUUCAUGUGGACUGAGGCAGAGGCCUGAGAGGACGGGCUGGGGAAGACACCGUGAUGCCCACGACCCCCUCCCACAAAGGGGCCAUCUGUUCCAAGUGCAAAGGGCCCCUGGAGGAUGCAGUGACCACCGCCUGCGGACACACCUUCUGCCGGCUGUGCCUUCCUCCACCCUCCCAGAUGGGGGCCCAGCCCUCCGGCAGGGUCCUUCUCUGUGCCGUCUGCGAGGAGAAGGAGCCAAGCGAGACCCUCCUGGCCCCCGUGCCCCUGGGCCCUCUCGGGGAGACUUACUGCGAGGAGCACGGCGAGAAGAUCUACUUCUUCUGCGAGAAUGAUGCCGAGUUCCUCUGCGUGUUCUGCCGGGAGGGUCCCUCGCACCAGGCCCACGUCGUGGGCUUCCUGGACGAGGCCAUCCAGCCUUACCGGGACCGUCUCAGGAGUCGGCUGGAAGCUCUGAGCACGGAGAGAGAUGAGAUUGACGACAUGAAGAGCCGGGAAGACCAGAAGCUCCAAGUGCUCCUGACUCAGAUUGAAAGCAAGAAGCAGCAGGUGGAAGCGGCUUUUGAGAGGCUGCAGCAGGAGCUGGGGAAACAGCAGCGCCUCCUGCUGGCCAGGCUGACGGAGCUGGAGCGGCAGAUAUGGAAGGAGAGGGAGGAGUAUCUCUCCAAACUCUCUGAGGAAGUGGCCCGGCUGGGAGCCCAGGUCAAGGAGCUGGAGGAGAAGUGUCAGCAGCCAGCAAGCGAGCUUCUGCAAGAUGUCAGAGUCAACCAGAGCAGGUGUGAGAUGAAGACUUUUGUGAGUCCAGAGGCCAUUUCUCCUGACCUUGUCAAAAAGAUCCGCGAUCUCCACAGGAAAAUACUCACCCUCCCAGAGAUGAUGAGGGCGUUCUCUGAAAAUCUGGUGCAUCAUCUGGAAACAGAAUCAGGGGUCGUCACUCUGGACCCUCAGACCGCUAGCCGGAGCCUGGUCCUCUCCGAGGACAGGAAGUCUGUGAGGUACACCCGGCAGAAACAGAACCUGCCCGACAGCCCCCUGCGCUUCCAGGGUCUCCCGGUGGUGCUGGGGUCCCCCGGCUUCUCCUCGGGGCGCCAUCGCUGGCAGGUGGAGGUGCAGCUGGGGGACGGCGGCGGAUGCACGGUGGGGGUGGUCGGGGAGGAGGUGAGGAGGAAGGGGGAGCAGGGCCUGAGCGCCGAGGAGGGCGUCUGGGCGGUGGUCCUCUCCCACCAGCAGUGCUGGGCCAGCACCUCCCCGGGGACCGACCUGCCGCUGAGCGACAUCCCUCACCACGUGGGCGUCGCCCUGGACUACGAGGCGGGGCGCGUGGCCCUGCUGGACGCCGACACCCAGGCGCCCAUCUUCACCUUCACCGCCUCCUUCUCCGGCAAAGUCUUUCCCUUCUUCGCUGUCUGGAAAAAGGGUUCCUGCCUUACCUUAAAAGGCUGAAGCAGGCCUUCCGAUGGGCAGUGCGGCGCCCGGGGAUCCAGCGCCGACCCUUGGACGAUUCGUUAGGACAUGGGAUCUCCAAGUCCCUAUAGUUUUGUAAUUUUUUUCAUUUUAUUUAUCGUAUGUCUUUCAACUCUCAGAAGUCCCUGGUCACCCUGCUGACGCUCCUGCCUUCUGUGCAGUCCCUAGGGAAGAACCAGAGACAGGCAGGUUGCCACCAGGACACCAAAGUUGAGUAGUCAGUGGUUUUUUUUUUUUUGGUUUGGGGGGGGGCACUAAAAUAAAACUUUUUAAAGUUUCGAAAUAACUAUCAUGGGAAAAGCCAGAACUGUGUGGAGCUUGCAUUAAUGUAUCCAGUUGACUGGUUUUUUUUGGACAUACACAUGGAGAUGCUUUCGUCUCUCCGAUCUUAGUCUCUUCAUCCAGCCCCAAGUGGACCCAGGUCCCCUUUCUUUCUGGUCCUUUCUCUUGUAGAGUAUGUCCUAAUAAAGUGUGCAACCCACCCAGA